Messenger RNA from Exophiala dermatitidis NIH/UT8656, 1038 nucleotides. RefSeq names its product MC family mitochondrial carrier protein. The transcript has 2 exons. The record is from RefSeq and is a predicted model, not a curated record. Gene Ontology annotation, molecular function: transmembrane transporter activity. Lineage: Eukaryota; Fungi; Ascomycota; Eurotiomycetes; Chaetothyriales; Herpotrichiellaceae. The coding region runs from base 1 to 1038 and encodes 345 amino acids. Gene Ontology annotation, biological process: transmembrane transport.
AUGUCGGCCAAGUUGAGCAGUCCCCAGAAUGAUCCUGCUGCUGGAAGCUUGUCGCCUCUCACCACUCAGCUCCCUGGCAGUAACAAUGAUGCCAGUGCACUGGCAAUCAGCCCCAGUCCGGAGCCGGCAGCCACGAAGAAGCGGGUAGUGAGCAACUACAAAGGAUUUGUGGCAGGAGUGUUUUCGGGCAUUGCCAAACUAUCAGUCGGCCAUCCGUUCGACACGAUCAAAGUUCGACUACAGACGGCGGACAAGAGCAGAUUCAAAGGACCGCUGGACUGUGUGCUGCAGACAUUGAGGAAAGAAGGCGCAGGUGGACUCUACAAGGGCGCGACGCCGCCGCUGUUGGGAUGGAUGGUCAUGGACUCGGUCAUGCUGGGGAGCUUGACGCUCUAUCGACGACUGUUACAUGACCAUGUUUUCUCUCGACCCGGGUCUGGCGAGAAACUACCACUACCUGCUUUCGGGCACGGGAUUGCUGGGAUUCUGGCCGGCUCGACUGUCUCGUUUGUCGCUGCCCCCGUGGAACACGUCAAGGCGCGUCUACAGAUCCAAUAUGCGGCCCACAAGAAGGACAGGCUAUAUAAAGGACCUUUGGACUGUACGGCCAAGAUCCUGCGAACACACGGCAUUCGAGGUCUCUACCAUGGCCUGUUUGCAACUUUGGUUUUUCGAUCUUUUUUCUUCUUCUGGUGGGGAAGUUACGACAUUAUUACCCGCUUGUUUCAGAAACAUACGUCUCUGUCUGCUCCGGUGAUCAAUUUUUGGGCUGGGGGGUUGUCGGCUCAGAUCUUUUGGUUGACUUCUUACCCUUCGGAUGUGGUCAAGCAGAGAAUCAUGACUGAUCCGCUUGGCGGUGCUUUGAAUGAUGGCACGCCUCGCUUUAGGCACUGGAAAGACGCCGCGGUCGCUGUGUAUAGGCAGGCGGGGUGGAGGGGCUAUUGGAGGGGGUUUCUUCCUUGUUUUCUACGCGCGUUUCCGGCAAAUGCAAUGGCGUUGGUGGCUUUUGAGGGCGUCAUGAGAGCAUUGCCUGAUUGA